AUGAGGCGUGGCCAUCGACCUGAUGUCGGUGCGUGCAGUUUCCUGGUCGAAGACAUUCGCACAGUCGCCGCGAACGCUCCAACGGCGAAGCGGCCGCUUGUGCGCAGGGACCCAAACCACAUCACCACAUCUCAGGAGGUGUGUGCCCUUGCCGCUGCCAUUGCAGUGGCCUCACAGGUGGUUUGCCACGCUCACGAAGGAGCUGAGAGCCGUGCCUUCGCAGGCAGCUGGUGUGAGUUUUUUCGGCCGUUCACAUCCGGACAAGUUCAUCCUCUGUUACUUAGCCCCGAACUCCAAGCGCUGUUGCACUUCCGCCUGAAUCCGUGCCUGCUGCUACGAGUGUGCAAGUCUUUUUUUGAGCCCAGCAGCGCGGAGACGGUGUAG
Molecule: messenger RNA, 384 nt
Organism: Symbiodinium sp. CCMP2592
Lineage: Eukaryota; Dinophyceae; Suessiales; Symbiodiniaceae
Source: the annotation of a GenBank genome assembly